This is a messenger RNA of Effrenium voratum, 432 nucleotides long. Lineage: Eukaryota; Dinophyceae; Suessiales; Symbiodiniaceae. The record is from the annotation of a GenBank genome assembly.
AUGGUUUGCAGCGACGCAACAGGCGUAUUGACCGUUUCGGACGCGGCCACGGAACUUGGUGUGUCGGGAACCUCAAGGAAACCAGGACUUGCAACCCAGUGGUGGGCGCCGCUUCUCCUUCAGGCUGCGCCGUUGGUCCUCCCGCUGACUGCCAGUUUUCAUUGUGGGGCGCGUGGUCCACCUGCAGCGCCAGCUGCGACGGUGGCAUGCACUCACGGACGCGGAGCGUGUCGGUGGAAGCCGUUAACGGGGGCAAGGCCUGCAUCGGAUCGCUGGCGGAAAUCCGCGAAUGCAACCGCAACGAGUGCUCCAUGCCGCCUCCACGUGAUUGCAAGCUGGGCGACUGGCGCGAGUGGGGAGCAUGCAGCAAGUGCAGCGGACAGCGAUUCCGGAGCAGAAACAUCCUGGAGUAUGCUGAGAACGGAGGGCUGA